AUGGUGGAACAAGGGUCCUGUAUAGUGUGCUUAUCUCCAGCAAUCCAGAAAUGUUCUGGCUGCCAGAAUGUGCACUAUUGCUCCAAAGACCACCAGAAAAAGGACUGGAAGCAGCACAAGUUCCAGUGCACCCCAGCCAGGUUGAAGGAGAGUGAGAAGUAUGGAAGGUACUUGGAAGCCACCAGGGAUAUCAAGGCUGGAGAUAUCGUCCUGAAGGAGAAGCUUCUUAUCACUGGACCAGCUCAGGUAACUCCGCCAGUUUGUCUUGGUUGCUACAAGCUGCUGGAAGAAGGCAAGACGUUAUCGUGUGAGAAGUGUGGCUGGCCCUUCUGUUCCGCGGACUGCAUCGUGAAGGAGGAUCAUGACCCUGAGUGCCAUUAUACUCAACAGAGGGGAGAGAAGGUGAACAUUUCCACAUUCGGUGUACCACAUCCGAAUUACCAGUGCAUCACUGUUCUCCGUUGCCUGUACCAGCGCGAUCACAACCAAAAGCUGUGGGAGAAGAUCCAGGCGUUACAGUCUCACUGCGAGGACAGGAGGGACACCGACAAGUGGAACAAUGACAAGAAAAUGGUUGCUGACUUCAUCUGGAAGUUCUUUAAGUUAGAGGGCACCUUCAGUGAGGAGGAGAUCAUGAAGUGCUGUGGAAUACUGCAGAUCAACGGUCAUGAGGUACCUCUCCUGGAGCCGGAGUAUGUGGCGCUAUUCGACCGGAUCUCCAUGGUGGAGCACAACUGCCGCGCCAACUGCAACAAGAGCUUCACGUCACAGGGUGAUAUUAUCCUCUGCGCUGGUGUUAACAUUUCCUCAGGCUCCCACAUCACCGUGUGCUAUACAGACCCCAUGUGGGGCACGGAAGCGCGGCGCCACCACCUCGCUGACUCCAAGUUCUUCGAGUGCACCUGCGAGCGCUGCUCUGACGUCACCGAGCUAGGGACCAUGUACAGUGCUGUCAAGUGUAAGAAGAAGGACUGCAGGGGCUACCUUCUACCAGACACCUUCAUCCUCCCCAUCCUACACAAGACGAAGAACCCCAACCCUGAGACCCGCAACUUGGACAACAAGUUCUGGAAGUGUAACUCCUGCCAGGAUGCAGUGUCUGAUGCCAUCAUACAGCAGUUGGUGCAGGAUAUCGGCAGAGAGCUCAGCAUCAUGCCUAAGGGAGACCCUGAGGCUUGUGAAAGGUUUAUAGGUCACUGCAGCAGCUACUUGCACCCCUCCCACUUCUACAUGACGGACGUGAGCCUGGCACUGGCACAAAUGAUAGGCCAGGAGGUGGAGCAGGGGCUGGCGAUGGUGACAGACGACCGGCUGCUCCUCAAAACACAACUCUGCAAAAAGAUCGCUGAGCUACUCGAGACUUUGGCUCCUGCUGAAACUCGUCUCCGUGGCACGUUGCUGUUCGAGCUGCACGCUGCAGUAGCGGAGUCAGGUCGCAGGCAUGCGCUCACUGAUGGACCCAUGACCUUACUGGGUUAUGUUUCGGAAUCUCGUAAGAUCCUGUCAGAAUCAGCCCAGCUGCUGCGUCAUGAGCCUCCUGAGUUACCAGAAGGUCGUCUGAACCGGCAGGCGAGGAUCAACCUUAUUCAAAUGGACGAACUGAUCAGGAACCUGUCUGCCGCGUUACCUUCACCUUUGUAA
Molecule: messenger RNA, 1641 nt
Organism: Spodoptera littoralis (African cotton leafworm)
Lineage: Eukaryota; Metazoa; Arthropoda; Insecta; Lepidoptera; Noctuidae
Source: the annotation of a GenBank genome assembly